ACCAAAUUCAGCAGUUAAAAUAUCUCCACAGCUACUGAAGGAACGAACAUCGUCCUCCCCUCAGGUAGUCCCCAAAACCCUAGUUUCAUCGCGAAAGAUGGUGUUCUUCAAAUCCAUCGACAACAAAACCCUAAUCCUAGACCUUGACCCCACCACUACCUCCCUCGAGUCCCUGCACCUCGCCAUCGAGCGGAAAUCAGGCGUUCCUCCCUCCCACCAACGCCUGUUCCUCUCCUCCCGCCGAUUGAUCUGCGCCGACGGGACCACCCCCGUAUCCCGCCUCGGCGUGGGGCCCGCCUCGACGCUGACCCUCCACGUCCCUCUCUUCGGAGGCAUGCAAGCCCCCGUGCAACCCAAGCCCAGGUUGGAAUUCCUCAACACCAAGCCUCCCCCCAAUUACGUGGCCGGCCUGGGCCGUGGCGCCACCGGGUUCACCACCAGGUCCGACAUCGGUCCCGCCCGCGCCGCUCCCGACCUCCCCGACCGGUCCGCAGCGGCGGUCGGCCCGGCAGCGGGGGCGGGUCGCGGGAGAGGCAAAGGCCCGGGCGGAGACGAGGAGGAGGAGGAGCAGGAGGAGAAUGAGAAAGGGUACGAUGAGAAUCAGAAGUUUGAUGAGUUUGAAGGGAACGACGUGGGGCUGUUUGCGUCGGCGGAGUACGAUGAGGAGGACGCGGAGGCGGACGCGGUGUGGGAUGAGAUCGAUAAGAGGAUGGAUUCGCGGCGUAAGGAUAGGAGGGAAGCUAGGUUGAAGCAGGAGAUUGAAAAGUACAGGGCGUCGAACCCUAAGAUUACCGAGCAGUUUGCUGAUUUGAAAAGGAAGUUGUUCACGAUGUCGACUUCUGAGUGGGAUAGUAUCCCUGAGAUCGGUGAUUACUCAUUGAGGAACAAGAAGAGGAGGUUUGAGAGUUACGUGCCUGUUCCGGAUACCCUCCUUGAGAAGGCUAGGCAAGAAAAAGAACACGUCACGGCUUUGGAUCCGAAGAGUAGGGCGGCUGGAGGGACGGAGACUCCUUGGGCGCAAACCCCGGUUACUGAUUUGACUGCGGUGGGUGAGGGGAGAGGGACCGUUCUUUCGCUUAAGUUGGAUAGGCUUUCGGAUUCGGUAUCAGGGUUAACUGUUGUGGAUCCCAAGGGUUAUUUGACUGAUCUCAAGAGUAUGAAGAUUACAAGUGACGCGGAGAUAUCGGAUAUUAAGAAGGCUAGGCUCUUGCUUAAAUCAGUUAUUCAAACGAAUCCCAAACACCCGCCCGGUUGGAUUGCUGCCGCUAGGUUGGAGGAAGUGGCCGGUAAGAUUCAGGCUGCGAGGCAGUUGAUAACAAAAGGUUGCGAGGAGUGUCCGAAGAAUGAGGAUGUUUGGAUAGAGGCGUGUCGGUUGUCUAGCCCUGAUGAAGCAAAGGCCGUGAUAGCUAGGGGAGUGAAGGCUAUCCCAAAUUCUGUGAAGUUGUGGAUGCAGGCCGCGAAAUUGGAGCAUGACGACGGGAACAAGAGUAGGGUAUUAAGGAGAGGACUGGAGCAUAUUCCUGAUUCUGUCAGGCUAUGGAAGGCGGUUGUGGAGCUUGCCAAUGAGGAGGAUGCGAGGCUUUUGCUGAUGAGGGCUGUGGAAUGCUGCCCUUUGCAUGUCGAGUUGUGGCUUGCUCUUGCCAGGUUGGAAACUUACGAAAGUGCAAAGAAGGUUUUGAAUAAGGCAAGGUUGAGUCUCCCCAAGGAACCUGCAAUUUGGAUCACUGCUGCGAAAUUGGAAGAAGCAAAUGAGAAUAAUGCUAUGGUGGGAAGGAUUAUAGAAAGGGGUAUUCGAACUUUGCAAAAGGAACAUGUGGUGAUUGACAGAGAAGCUUGGAUGAAGGAGGCGGAGGCCGCUGAACGGGCUGGAUCUGUCGCCACUUGCCAGGCUAUUAUUCAUAACACUAUAGGGGUUGGAGUGGAGGAAGAAGAUCGGAAAAGGACAUGGGUUGCUGAUGCAGAGGAGUGCAAGAAAAGGGGUUCCAUUGAGACAGCCAGAGCCAUAUAUGCUCAUGCCCUUACAGUGUUUUUGACUAAGAAGAGUAUCUGGCUCAAAGCAGCACAGCUCGAGAAGACUUAUGGGACCAGGGAAUCUCUUGAUGCGCUGCUUCGUAAAGCAGUGACUUACAGGCCACAGGCUGAAGUUCUAUGGUUAAUGGGUGCGAAAGAGAAGUGGCUUGCUGGUGAUGUGCCUUCAGCUAGAGCAAUUCUUCAAGAAGCCUAUGCUGCGAUUCCCAACUCUGAGGAGAUUUGGCUUGCUGCAUUCAAGCUUGAAUUUGAGAACCAUGAGCCAGAGAGAGCAAGAAUGCUUCUAGCUAAAGCGCGAGAAAGAGGAGGCACAGAAAGAGUGUGGAUGAAGUCUGCCAUAGUUGAGAGAGAAUUGGGAAACACUGACGAGGAGAGGAGGUUACUCGAUGAUGGGCUGAAACGCUUCCCUUCGUUUUUCAAGCUGUGGUUGAUGCUUGGACAAUUGGAGGAACGCCUUGGUUAUUUGGAAAGGGCCAAGGAAGUGUAUGAGUCAGGUUUGAAGCACUGUUCCAGCUGUGUUCCCCUUUGGCUUUCGCUCGCUAAGCUGGAGGAGAAGAUGAAUGGGUUGAGUAAAGCUCGAGCUGUCCUCACAAUGGCUAGAAAGAAGAAUCCUCAGAGCCCUGAACUCUGGCUUGCUGCUGUAAGAGCUGAAUCAAGGCAUGGGCACGAGAAGGAAGCGGAUAUUCUGAUGGCUAAGGCAUUGCAGGUCUGCCCUAAUAGUGGUAUACUGUGGGCAGCUUCGAUUGAGAUGGUCCCGCGUCCGCAACGGAGGACAAGGAGCAUGGAUGCGCUCAAGAGAUGCGAUCACGAUCCACAUGUCAUUGCUGCGAUUGCUAAGCUAUUUUGGCACGACAGGAAGGUAGACAAAGCAAGGAGUUGGCUUAAUAGGGCGGUGACACUUGGACCAGACGUUGGGGAUUUUUGGGCGUUAUUCUACAAAUUUGAACUUCAGCAUGGGACCGAGGAGACUCAGGCAGAUGUAAUGAAGAGAUGCAUUGCUGCAGAACCAAAGCAUGGGGAGAAAUGGCAAGCAGUGUCCAAGGCUGUGGAGAAUUCUCACCAAGCAACUGAAGCCAUCUUGAAGAAAGUAGUUGUUGCACUUGGAAAGGAAGAGAGUUCUGCCGAGGGUAGUAAACAAUAGAUGCCUGUUCUUUUUGGAAAGUACUACUUUUUGCCUUCUUACUAUGUGAUUUAGCAGCUUUGCUUCUUUGGUGUUCACAGUUAUAUCCUGGUUUAUAUGUAUUUCUUCAUACACUAAUUUAUAUUGGGUGGGGACUGUUGGUUAUUGUAUUUUACCUUCGAUUGCGUGUUUCGCAUUCGUUGGCAUGAAUACAAAGUACAAUUAUGGAUUGUUCUUCUCA
Molecule: messenger RNA, 3389 nt
Organism: Rhododendron vialii
Lineage: Eukaryota; Viridiplantae; Streptophyta; Magnoliopsida; Ericales; Ericaceae
Product: protein STABILIZED1-like
Exons: 1
Coding region: 98-3169 (1023 amino acids)
Biological process (GO): mRNA splicing, via spliceosome; positive regulation of primary miRNA processing; positive regulation of miRNA metabolic process
Cellular component (GO): catalytic step 2 spliceosome; U4/U6 x U5 tri-snRNP complex
Molecular function (GO): protein binding
Source: RefSeq, a predicted model, not a curated record